Messenger RNA from Anolis sagrei ordinatus, 2467 nucleotides. Its product is annotated as deoxyribonuclease-1-like 1. The record is from RefSeq and is a predicted model, not a curated record. NCBI's taxonomy places the organism in Eukaryota, Metazoa, Chordata, Lepidosauria, Squamata, Anolidae. Gene Ontology annotation, cellular component: nucleus. Gene Ontology annotation, biological process: DNA catabolic process. Gene Ontology annotation, molecular function: DNA binding; deoxyribonuclease I activity.
ACUCACUGCCUUCGCCCAAAGUCUGAUCUAGCUGAGAAAUAGCUUUGUCAGGACUUGGUCACCAAUCUCUCUCAGGUUUCGGUUGCAACAUGAGGCCUUGGAGGUAGGCGGCAACUUUCUCUCUCUCUCUCUCUUGUUGUUAAGAGUAUUGCAUGUAAGCCAUUGCAGCCAGAUGGGGGAGCAGUAAAAAAAAAGAUGUGAGUAUUGACAGCAAAGAGGAAAAGGAAGCGGAGUGACAGAGAGGGGGGAGAGUUGUAAGGAAGGAGAAAACACACAUAACACAGAGCAUGCUCAUAUAUGCAACACAUAUACACCCAACACACACACAGAGCAAUGGGAGCUGCCCUUGAUUGUCCUUUCUGAUGUCUUGAGUGUGUCUGUCAUCAUGCCAGAUGAAAUCCACCCAGGAGGACUCAUCCUGAUCUUUCUCCAGAUGUCCUCUGAAGAUUCUAGAUCUGACAGUUCGGGGAUCUACUGUUGAUUUUCGCAAGAUCAAGCUUGCUUCCACGCACAACCAACACAUCCAGCAGUGUCAACAGAAGUUCUCGAUCUAGAAAGGAACCGGAUAGGAUUCCGAAGGAUGGAUCCCCCGUGCCUUCUCUCCGUCUCACUUGUUUUGAUGCUGUGCUCCCUGGGAGCCUCCUUCCGGAUCUGUGCCUUCAACACUCAGCGCUUCGCCCAAGGGAAGGUGGAUAAAGCCCACGUUGUGGACAUUUUUGUCAAGAUCCUGGCUCGUUGCGAUAUUGCUGUUCUACAAGAGGUAAUGGAUGCAAAAGGAAAAGCCAUUCCUGCUUUGGCAGCGGCCCUGAAUCGGUUUGAAAACGGGGCUGAUGUCUACAGCUACAUCACCAGUCCUCUACUGGGCCGGAGCAACUAUCAAGAACGCUAUGUAUUCUUUUACAGGAAUAAAAGAACACGGGUGUUGGACUCUUAUAAAUAUGCAGAUGAACAUCCAGAGCGGCCUGAUGUCUUUGCGCGUGAGCCUUUCAUUGUGCGAUUCAGCUUUCCAAGCAAAGCACUUCCUGAGCUGGUGCUGAUCCCACAACAUACGAUGCCCUCAAAGGCUGAAGCUGAAAUUGAUGCACUCUAUGAUGUUUUCCUGAAUGUGCAGGAACGCUGGAAUACCAAGGACAUGAUUUUCUUGGGUGAUUUCAAUGCAGACUGUGGCUACGUGGCAAAGAAACGAUGGGGGAAUAUCCGCUUACGCCAAAAGCCUGAGUUUCACUGGCUCAUUGGUGACAAAGCUGAUACUACUGUUCGAGAGAACACUCGUUGUGCCUAUGACAGGAUUGUGGUGCAUGGUGAGCGCUGUCUGGAUGCAAUCGUGCCUGGUUCAGCUCAGCCUUUUGAUUUCGCCAAGGAAUUUGGACUCUCAGAGGAACAGGCUUUGGAGAUAAGCGAUCAUUAUCCUGUUGAGGUGGAGCUGUAUUCAGCCUGUUGGGGACUCCAGCCAAUCCGACCAUUUGGUCUUCUCUUGUUGGCCAUAGCCAUGCUGUCUGGUACAGGGCAUGGCAUUUGAAAAUUUUUCCAAAUCUUCUGGGAUUGUUACAUCUGUCCAAGUUUUGUAUCAAUUGCCAAGUGCUGCCAAGUUGACUCUAGCUCAUGGAGACCCUAUAAAUGAGAGAUCUUUGAGAGCCAUAAUCAUGAAGAGUUCUACUCAGGUAUUGCAAACUCAGGGCAGCCUUACUCCCUUGAUUCAGCCAAUCUGCCUGGGAUGUGAUCUUCUCCUUUUCUUACUGCUUUCUGCUUGACAAAGCAUUAUCAUCUUUUCAGAUGAGUCUUGUCAUCUCAUGAUCUGUCCAGAGAACAACAGCCUCAAAGGAGGUGGGUCCAUUUCAUUGGUGCAACCUGUGUUUUGAAGAUGUUGAGUGCUUCCAAAGGGACAAAAAUGCUUCUGUGAAAGAGUAAAGAAACAUGUCGAUGGCUACGCACAAAGACAUUAUUGUCUGGUCCUCCCUUACAAUUUUUUUUCGUGUCAGGAGCAACUUGAGAAACUGCAAGUCACUUCUGGUGUGAGAGAAUUAGCCAUCUGCAAGAAUGUUGCCUGGAUGUUUUUGAUGUUUUACCAUCCUUGUGGGAAGCUUCUCUCAUGUCCCUGCAUGGGGAGCUGGAGCUGAAAGAGGGAGCUCAUCUUCACUCUCCUCAGAUUUGAAUCUUCAACCUAUCAUCUUCAGUCCUACCAGCACAAGGGUUUAACCCACUGUGCCACUGAGGGCUCCUCUUCCCUUACAAUUACUCAACUGGGACAAUGUGAUUGUAUAGUGAACGUCUCAUCUGCAAGUGCCUGUUAUGCAACUUUCUAGGAAUCAGGAUGGAACUGCCAGAUUUGCAUACUUCGCUAUGUGUCAGACCACUGAACAGCUGAGUGAAUUACUUUUAUGUCAUGGAUGGACUCCACUCAUCCAGGUUGUCCUUUGGAUCUUCUAAACCAGCGGUUCCCAACCUGUGGUCUGUGAACCUCCAGUGG